CUUCGGCCAUAUGGAUAUACAUAGCAUAUUAGGUUGUCAUGGUAAUGACCAAAUAUUUGAUCAAUAAAAAUCCGCCAAACUGUUUAGAAUUCUGUGGUAAUUGUUUUAAAAUUUUUCAUUUUUCGAUUGCUUAAAUAUAAAAUUAUAAAAGAAGCCCAACAAUGGAGGUUAUGGAGGAAGGAAAUUUAAUGGACAGGGUUCCAGUGUUGCUACAACGUGAUUUACAAUUUUAUCAGACUCAUCAACGCGUACUACAAGAACGAAUUUGUCCUGGAGUUGUCGGUGGGAAGUUGGACUUUCCACGUUAUGCCUCCUUUGCUGCCAUCAAAAUUGUUUUGUGGUGGGAAGAUGAAUAUUUUGCCUCUUAUCAAAAGCAUUCUGGGCUAUUGCAUGCAGAAAUGGACUUAUUGGCGCCAGAACCUUCAGCUGUUGUUGUAAAAACCUCAGAUCCGGAGAAAUUUGUAAAUCUCGUAACGCGUUCGGCGGAUAUGCUCCUAGAACAUUUACAUAUACUUUCGCAAGAGUCCUUGGAUCAUGCCGAUCUCUCGGUGUUGACAGCAACAAUUGGAGCAGCGGCACUUAUAAAGAAUUGUCUAAAUAUUUAUUUGCAAGCAGCUAAUGUAAAAAUAUAUCGUCCAAAGGGCAAUGAAAAGGGCGGCGCUUUAAGGUUAUCCUAUAAGCAAUAUUUCCAGAUGGCAGAGGCGCUGGCGGAAAGACUACUAGAUCUACAUUGUAGAUUAUUGCUGCUUUAUAUCGUACAAGAUGCCGAUUGUUUACAUUGGGAAAAUAGUCAGCCAUUUUUCGAAUCGGAGCGCGGUUCUUAUACCGUACAAAUGUGGUGGCAUUACAUACAAGGCAUUAAAGAUGAUCUGUGGAACUCGGUGCCGCCAAAAAUGGCUCAACGCAUUUUCGCCGGCAUUUUAAAUGAAACUUUAGGUGUGCUAACGUCUCGAUAUUCUCUAAUUUUGACCAGUAUUGAAAGAGCUCAACUACAUUUGGCCGAUAUCUCGAAUAUGCUGUUUUGUGUAGCAGAAUUGUUACCCUAUGUCUGUGAAAGUGGUGAAGCUUAUAUAGGCCUUCAGCUUCCUAAUCAAAGUGCUAUUAUCCGCGACGUACACGCCAAAUGCCGCGAGUUGUUUUACUGUCUUCUUUUACGUGGUGCGCCGUUAGGAGUGCUAUCAAAGCUUUGUCGCAAAAAUAUUGAAAAUAUGGAAAUGUUUUCAUCGAGACAAGGAUUACCAUGCGCCUGGAUAUUAUUUGCUUCGCCACAGCUUUUUUCGACCGAUAAAACUUUUCAGUGGGUCACCGAAUUUGGAGAUCUUAGUGCACGCAUUGCAAUUUCAUUGGAAUUGAAAGUACUUUUGGCAUUUCCCGAAGCUGAUUGGGCUUACUUACUAAAGGUAGUUCGCUAUUUACCUACUUUAUCUUUNGCCUUGUCGUUAACCUACUUGUUGGUGGCUGUCGGAAAAGCUGUCGAUAUUAAAUCAUGUCUCAUUAAAAUUUUGGAAGAAAGUUGCGCCGGUUGGAGUGAUUGUUUGGACAAACGUCAGGUUUGGAAUCAAAAACGUCCACCUUGGUUGGAGGCAAUUAUGCAUUUUGUUUAUCCUGUACUUAAUUGCAUUGUAGAUAUGUUGGUUAAUGCCGUCGAAGCUGGUGCUAGUAUGUAUCAAGCAAUGUCUUUGGCUCUAACAUGUGUUUCCGAGAUGUGGGACUGCAUACCAGAAAGUCUGUACAAAGUAACAAUUUUACUGCAGGAUAUCAUACCCGUCUCUACGCGACCACUUGGUGAUUCCGUACUAAUGCAGGUGGUCUUUGCGGCCCUCUACACAGAUUUAAUAAGGAAAGCGAAAACUUUUGAAACGGAAAAUAAAAUGGAGAAAGCCUCAACAUGUUAUUCCAUAUCGGAAGCCAUCUGCUGUAUUGACGAAGAUGACAAACAUACUGAUCAAAUUGAUUUAUUUUUGAAACAAACUAGGGAUUCAAUAUUGAUUGAAACGAAUUCGGAAUACAAUAAUGGAGCGCGCAGUUGGGUAAGCACUUUGAGUACGGUCAAAAUCGAUGAUUUAAAUACUACGCAUACUGAACGUCUGACUCAAAGUCCACCAAUGAAUUAUGCUACAGAGUUAGAUGUGGGCAUAGCAGAUUAUAUAGCCGAUAUAUUAGUAAGCGAUGUUCUUACGACAAAUAUUGGAAAGCAAGCGUUGAAGGUAAACUACAGAUAUCUUAAGAACAAUGCUGAUUGGUUAAUGGAACAGCUGGGAUCAGGCGUGCCAGUGGCUGGCCCAAAUUUGGGACAGAGUAUCAAUGAACCUAAAGAUUCUAUAUUGUCAACAAUGUUUUUCGUGGGAAAUCAUACAUUUGAUCAGCUUUUAAGCGGUGGCCUCACCAUUGACUACAUCACUUGGCUACAAACACCGUUAUCAUUGAAUACGGAACGAGCUUGGCUGCAUUUAUCGCGUCGCUGUGAUUUCCAGGAAGAUUCUAAACUUCGAAUGCCUGAAGUAACAAUGGUGGCUGGAAUUACACAAGUGAUGAAAAAGUUGAAAUAUCCCAAGAAAUUUUAAAUAUAAAAUAUAUUAC
Messenger RNA from Rhagoletis zephyria (snowberry fruit fly), 2580 nucleotides. RefSeq lists its product as uncharacterized. The record is from RefSeq and is a predicted model, not a curated record. Lineage: Eukaryota; Metazoa; Arthropoda; Insecta; Diptera; Tephritidae.